AUGUUUUUAGUGGUAGGGGAAACCGGAGCACCUGGAGGAAACCUACACAUACACAGGGAGCGCCACCUACUACAGACACCACCUCCUACAGACACCACCUCCUACAGACACCACCACCUCCUACAGACACCACCUCCUACGGACACCACCUCCUACAGACACCACCUCCUGACACCACCUCCUGCAGACACCACCUCCUACGGACACCACCUCCUACAGACACCACCUCCUACAGACACCACCACCUCCUACAGACACCACCUCCUACAGACACCACCUCCUACAGACUCCACCUCCUACAGUCACCACCUCCUACAGACACCACCACCUCCUACAGACACCACCUCCUCCUACAGACACCACCACCUACAGACACCACCUACUACAGACUCCACCUCCUACAGACACCACCUCCUACAGACACCACCACCUCCAGACACCACCUACUACAGACACCACCUCCUACAGACACCACCUCCUACAGAUACCACCUCCUGCAGACACCACCACCUCCUACAGACACCACCUCCUACAGACACCACCUCCUACAGACUCCACCUCCUACAGACACCACCUCCUACAGACACCACCACCUCCUACAGACACCAGCACCUGCUGCAGACACCAGCACCUGCUACAGACACCACCUCCUACAGACUCCACCUCCUACAGACACCACCUCCUACAGACUCCACCUCCUACAGACACCACCUCCUACAGACUCCACCUCCUACAGACACCAGCUCCUACAGACACCACCUCCUACAGACUCCACCUCCUACAGACACCACCUCCAGACACCACCACCUCCUACAGACACCACCUCCUACAGACACCACCUCCUACAGACGCCACCUCCUACAGACAUCACCUCCUACAGACACCACCUCCUACAGACUCCACCUUCUACAGACACCACCACCUCCUACAGACACCACCUCCUACAGACACCACCUCCUACAGACUCCACCUCCUACAGACACCACCUCCUACAGACUCCACCUCCUACAGACACCACCUCCUACAGACACCACCUCCUACAGACACCACCACCUCCUACAGACUCCACCUCCUACAGACACCACCUCCUACAGACUCCACCUCCUACAGACACCACCUCCUACAGACACCACCUCCUACAGACACCACCUCCUACAGACACCACCACCUCCUACAGGCACCACGUCCUACAGACACCACCUCCUACAGACUCCACCUCCUACAGACACCACCACCUCCUACAGACACCACCACCUUCUACAGACACCACCACCUCCUACAGACACCACCUCCUACAGACACCACCACCUACAGACACCACCUCCUACAGACACCACCUCCUGCAGACACCACCUCCUACAGACACCACCUCCUACAGACACCACCACCUCCUACAGACACCACCUCCUACAGACACCACCACCUCCUACAGACACCACCUCCUACAGACACCACCUCCUCCUACAGACCCCACCUCCUACAGACACCACCUCCUACAGACACCACCACCUACAGACACCACCACCUCCUACAGACACCACCACCUCCUACAGACACCACCUCCUACAGACUCCACCAUCUCCUACAGACACCACCACCUCCUACAGACACCACCUCCUACAGACUCCACCAUCUCCUACAGACACCACCACCUCCUACAGACACCACCUCCUCCUACAGACACCACCACCUACAAGGGAUUUAACCAUCUUACUCAGACCACCUUAA
Messenger RNA from Knipowitschia caucasica, 1728 nucleotides. The record is from the annotation of a GenBank genome assembly. Lineage: Eukaryota; Metazoa; Chordata; Actinopteri; Gobiiformes; Gobiidae.